CACACACACUCUUGGCUCUGCCUCGUUUCUCAAAAUUUUCCUUUUUUUCCCUUUAUUUUCUCUUUUCUAAACCCCAAACCGUCUUCUCCCUUUUUUUUCUGAACCUUUUUCUUUUAUUUUUUAUACAAAAUGGCCACUUCGUCUGCAUUACCUCCGGAACAACGUUAUCAACGGUUGGAGAAACUGGGUGAAGGCACUUACGCUACGGUGUACAAAGGCAAAAGUCGACUGACGGGCGAUAUUGUGGCUCUUAAAGAAAUCAGUUUGAAUGCAGAUGAAGGUGCACCGUCGACGGCCAUUCGCGAGAUUUCGCUCAUGAAGGAAUUGAAGCAUCCCAAUAUUGUUCAGCUCAUUGACGUUAUUCACACCGAGAACAAACUAAUGCUUGUAUUUGAAUACAUGGUUCAGGACCUGAAAAAAUUCAUGGAUACUACGGCCAGGGCGACACACAAUGUCCUGGAUGUUCGAACGAUCAAGUCAUUCAUGUACCAAUUGCUCAAAGGGAUUGCUUACUGUCACGAAAACCGCGUGCUGCAUCGUGACCUCAAGCCGCAAAAUUUGCUCAUCAAUAAACGUGGCGAACUGAAAUUGGGCGAUUUUGGCCUGGCGCGUGCUUUCGGCAUUCCAGUCAAUACCUUCUCCAACGAAGUGGUCACGCUGUGGUAUCGUGCGCCAGACGUAUUGCUGGGUUCACGCAACUACUCGACUUCCAUUGAUAUCUGGUCAGCCGGAUGCAUCAUGGCCGAAAUGUACACGGGUCGGCCUCUUUUCCCGGGCACCGCCAACGAUGAUCAACUCCAGAAAAUCUUCCGUAUGCUCGGUACACCCACCGAACAAACGUGGCCUGGCAUUUCCCAGUUGUCCGAAUACAAGCCUACGCAAACCAUCUACCCUCCUCAACACAUCAACCAAGUGUUGCCUAUGAUCGAUCCUGUCGGCAUUGAUUUAUUACAUCGUAUGCUUCAAUACCAACCUCACCUGAGAAUAUCCGCCGCCGAUGCCUUGAAUCAUGCAUACUUUAACGAAGUGCGAUACGUACAGUUUGAAUAGAAAUAUAUCUUGGAACAAACCAAAAAAAAAGGACACAUCACAUAAAAUCGUCAUUUUCAAACAUCACCUUGUUGUCUUUUUCUUUGAUCUCGUCAAUUUGUUCCCUUUG
This is a messenger RNA of Radiomyces spectabilis, 1159 nucleotides long. Its product is annotated as serine/threonine-protein kinase pef1. Gene Ontology annotation, cellular component: cytoplasm; nucleus. The record is from RefSeq and is a predicted model, not a curated record. Bases 130 to 1050 code for a protein of 306 amino acids. Gene Ontology annotation, molecular function: ATP binding; cyclin-dependent protein serine/threonine kinase activity. Lineage: Eukaryota; Fungi; Mucoromycota; Mucoromycetes; Mucorales; Radiomycetaceae. Gene Ontology annotation, biological process: protein phosphorylation. The transcript is spliced from 2 exons.